UAUGCUUAAUUGCAGAUAUAGAGUUUCAAUAAAAUUUUUUUUCUUUUCUCUUUUAUCCUUUUUUUGUUUUGUUUUAUAUGCAAGUUCAGCUACUUAUACCAAGCCAGUUUCAAAAGAACCAGAUAGUAGAGACCAACCGAAGUGAAACUAUCUCUGCUUUCCGUAAGCAGGUAGCUAAACUUAUUGGUAUGUCUGAAGACUCUUUUCUGUUGAUCGCGUUUGGAAAAAUUAUGCUCGAUAUUUCUCUAGAUGAGAAACCAGCUACUUUAUACCAUACUUAUCGUGUUAGAGACAGAACCUGUGUAUUUGUUCACUUGAAGCCACCUACACCAAACAAGAAAAAGAUGCCUAUUCACGUCAAAAAAGAAUUAACUGACACUAGACCAACUGAUAUCAUUCAUGAUAUGAACACAGUAUCUACUCCUUUUGGUGAUCCUUUUUGUCCUUCCUGCAAAAACGACAAAAAGAAAAAGAAAUGUAGUGAAUGUGGUUGUGUCAAAUGUUUAUUGAAAACAGGAGAUCCUCUUAUUUGUGAUCAGUGUGAUAGUUAUUGGCAUUAUCAAUGCGCUGACUUAUCAAAGCCUCCUACGGAUCAAUACUGGUAUUGUCCAGAUUGUUAUAAUCAUGAUCGCGAGUUGGUUAUUGGAAAGGGAACAGCCAUCAAGAGUGAUGCUUUUAAAGCACCAGACAAAGUAAGAGAAGCAGAAUGUGUACUAGUACCUACUUAUCAUAUUGGAAAAAUACCCGGUAUAUAUUGCAGUCAAAGCUGGAGCAAUCGUUUACUUGUUGAAGAAUGGGGAAUUCAUAGAGCAAUAAACAAUGUCGUUUGCGGCUCUGUCUCAGCAGGCGCUGUUUCUUUAAUUUUAAACUAUGGCUUUAAAGAAGACAAAGAUAAAGGAUAUGAAUUUGUUUGUUCUGGUGGUGGUGGCAAGCUGAAAAAAGAUAAAUGCAACUCAUUUGCGCAGAUCAAGGGAGAUCAGGAAUUGAUCAAACACAACCUGGCGCUAGCAAAGACGUGUGAUGCACCUGUGAAUCCGAUUUAUGGUGCUCAAGCCAUUCAUUGGAGAAAGAGUCAGCCUAUUCGUGUCUGUCGUACUAGUAAUUUUCGUCGCUCGCAUCCUGAUUUUGCUCCUAAAAAAGGUAUUCGCUAUGAUGGUCUAUAUAAGCUUGUCAAAUAUUGGCCUUAUCGAGAACCAACGACAGGUUUUAUUAUCUGGAAAUUUUUAUUUAGAAGAGAUGAUCAAGAAUAUCCAGCUUGGAUGUCUGCAGGAAAAGCAGUGAUGAGAAGAAAAGGUUUACGCACAAUUCGAGAAUCACCACAAUUGACUGCGAAUUUAGUCAGAUACAGAAUACCCAAACGCAUUCAGAAACUAAUAACAAAGGAUAAGAGAAAUGAACGCAUGUGGAGCCAAAUUCGUAAAAUGGAAUUUUGGUCUGAAUAUGAGUUUCUUCAUUACUUGUUCGAUACUGCUUUAGCAUGUUCUAGCUAUGCCUGCUCAAAGCCAAUUAAGGUAUAGUCAUUACUCUAGGGAUUGUGGGCUAAAAACGACAACAGAAUCCUGUUACUGCACCUUGCGGUCAUAUUUGUUGUUUAGGCUGCUUGAACAAGACGAAGUCAAAUGUAUGCUUUACUUGUCGCGCACCAAUACCACAAAAAGCCAUUGAAGUCAACUAUGAUCUAGUUAAUAUCAUGCAGGCUCUCAAUUGGGCAUAUGAUGGUGCUACUACGACAAGUACUACUGCUAGUGAUAUUGGAUCACAUACAAAAGAAUCAACGAAAAAAGACUCAUACUAUCCAACGAUAAAAAGAGAGCAAAUAUGCUAUUCGUUAUCUGAAUAUGAGUCCAGACCAAAAGCAAAGAAACCAAGGGUUGUUAUUGAGUAUAUGGGCAUGCAAUAAAAUCAAAUAUGUA
Molecule: messenger RNA, 1913 nt
Organism: Gilbertella persicaria
Lineage: Eukaryota; Fungi; Mucoromycota; Mucoromycetes; Mucorales; Choanephoraceae
Product: PUA-like domain-containing protein
Exons: 6
Coding region: 78-1517 (479 amino acids)
Biological process (GO): protein ubiquitination; negative regulation of gene expression via chromosomal CpG island methylation
Molecular function (GO): ubiquitin protein ligase activity
Source: RefSeq, a predicted model, not a curated record